AACCCAUGGAAGUUGCAUCACAUGUGACAUUUUCUAAAUCUACUCCUCAAAGAUUGGGUCGAACAAAGUCUUUUCGUAAAGAUUCCGGUUAUGUUGAAUCUAAACAAUCUGAUUCGACUUAA
Molecule: messenger RNA, 122 nt
Organism: Scutellospora calospora
Lineage: Eukaryota; Fungi; Glomeromycota; Glomeromycetes; Diversisporales; Gigasporaceae
Source: the annotation of a GenBank genome assembly